Molecule: messenger RNA, 1618 nt
Organism: Microtus ochrogaster (prairie vole)
Lineage: Eukaryota; Metazoa; Chordata; Mammalia; Rodentia; Cricetidae
Product: apolipoprotein L3-like
Biological process (GO): lipoprotein metabolic process; lipid transport
Cellular component (GO): extracellular region; membrane
Molecular function (GO): lipid binding
Source: RefSeq, a predicted model, not a curated record
CUGGAUCUACACAGCCUAGGCCAUCUGGGUCCUGACAAACUCAUCCCUGCAGAGACUCCUUGAGCCGGGACAUCCAGUGAGCUGUCAGGAAAAUCCCUCACUGAUCCUGUGACGGGUGACCAGGAUCCAGAAGCACUCAUGGCCUCUAGAGAGAGCAGACUCUUCACCGGUGAAGCCCCUGGGCACCUCCAGAACACGGCAGACAGAGGUGGCCUGCAUCGCCUGAUGACCGAAGAUGGAGCCUGGGAGGCAUUUGUAUCCAAGGCCAAGUUGCCCAGGGACAAGGCAGUGGCCCUUCACAAAGUGCUGAGGGACCUGACAGCACUCUCAGCCCUAGAAGACAGAGACAGACUUCAGAAAGACUUGCAGGGCAGGAAGAGGUUUCUGAAAGCAUUUCGUCACCUGAAGGCAGAGGUGGAGGAACACAUCAGGCAGCUCCACGCCCUGGCUGACCAUGCUGAGGAGGUACACAAAGGCUGCACCAUCUCCAACGUAGUGGCUGACUCCUUCAGCACCUUCUCCGACAUGCUGGACCUCUUUGGUCUGUUUCUGGCACCAGUGACAGCAGAGGGAAGUCUGAUGCUCUCUGCCACUGGCUUGGGGCUGGGGGUAGCAGCUACCGUGACUAAUGUUGCUACUUCCAUCGUGGAGGAAGCAAGCAGGUUUUCGGAUGAAGUGAAAACCGGUCACCAUAAUUCAACUGGCAUGGAUGUGUUGGAGGCUGGAGCAGCCGUGGCCAGGAUUGCCAGCAAGUUCCCUCAGGCUGCCAGAGAUAUCACCGAAGAUCUUGAAGCCCUUGAGCGACACAUGGAUGCCCUCAGGCUGGUAAGAGCCAACCCUCGCUUAGAAGAAGAUGCCAGGAUCCUCGCUAAAACAGGAAAGAUCCCCAACCAGCGUGCUAGACAGGUGAGGGCCACCUUGAAAGGAACCCCUCUGGCGAUGAGCAAUGAAGCCCGCCUCAAGAGGGCCACCGCUGCAGGUGUGUCUCUCUUGCAAGAUGUGGACAGCCUUGUGAAGACAUCAAAGCAUCUGUACAAAGGGGCACAGUCAGAGUCCGCUGAAGCUCUCAGGGAGCUGGCUGAAGAGCUGGAGAAGACAAUGGGGAAGCUCGAAAAAUUCUACACCACUCUGCUUAUCUCCCAAUUAGUCUCCCCAUCCCCCAAAAGAUGCUGAGGUCAGAGGAUAGGAACUGAACAGAUUUGGGGACUGUGGAGACACUGUUAGAGGGGAAUAAGAGUCCAGCCAAGUCCUUGGGACAGAGACGCGGGCCUAUGGCUGAUCAUGGAAGGUUCAUGUGCAAAGCAGUGGGUUAAGUGUGUCCAACUGGAGCCUGAGACAGGGACCAGAGGAGGUGACAGGGAGGGAUUGGAGAGAACGGCCUCUGGACGAAACAUGGAAGAAGCCAGUUAUCACAGAGACUGGAAAGCCCUCCCCAUCUCGGCUACCGGAAACAAAGCAUGAGAAAGAAGUCACAUAACACAAACCCAAGACAAGAUGUGUGCUAUGUAGAUAAGCCAUGAGCCCCCAGCCCUGUGCUUUGGAGCCUGUGCCUUCCCCAGCUCCCCAGUCCAUUCCCGUCCUCAGGCAUGUCUUCGUGCCCUAAAUAAACUGCUCCUGC